This is a messenger RNA of Paramecium primaurelia, 474 nucleotides long. Lineage: Eukaryota; Ciliophora; Oligohymenophorea; Peniculida; Parameciidae. The record is from the annotation of a GenBank genome assembly.
AUGGGAAAUUUUUGUAAAACACCAUCACUCACAAUAAAUACUGAAGUUUGUGAUGAAUAUAUUAUUGGUCAUAAAACUAUAAUGUCUACAAAUAAUAGAGCCAUUUUUAAUGAAAUUUACAAGCAAGAACAAAAUGAAUCAAUAUAUAAAUUACAAUAACCAUUAAUCACACAACUACCAUUCAUAAGUUUAGAUCUAAUUGAGCCAAAUCAAUUUAUUCCUUAAAUUAAAGUAAAUAGAAGAACUCUAAGUUUUUUUCAAGAGAAAUCACCCUAAGAUGAUAACAGAAGCAGAACUACUUCUUAAAAGAUUAAAAUUGAAAAUUUUUAAAAUUCUAAUCAACCAAUCAAAUCAUCUCUUAAAUCACUAAACUCAAAAUAAGGAAGCUCAUAAAAAAGUUAAACGUCAGUAAGAUGGGGAAGUGAUUUAAGUGUCAUUGUUAAAUUAAUCCAUUACUAAAAUUAAUUGGUUUGA